UCCAAGGAUCAGUAAAUGUAGGCAGAAUGCCUUCUUGUGUUAAAUAUAAACUACAGUCUUAAGUGAGAAGCCACUGGAUGGCCUCACAUACUCAAAAAUAUAUGGCUAAACACUAUGUUUCUGUUCUGAAGCACCGAAAUAUCCCCUGCGUAAGACAACGUGAAUUUUAGAGUCACAUGAUGGAGCCAUAGGCCUGCCAGAGAUGCAACGUGUAUGGUUUGAAUUACUUGAAACCAAGUCCUGUUCCCUACAGAACUGUAGGUUUUUGUAGUCUGAGUCUUAAACAGAAGACGUCACUCCAUACAGGAAGCUGAAUUUGCACUAGAACGGUUUGCUAUUUUUCUCUGAGCAGCAAUUUCAUCAAACUGAUCAUAAAGAGAGAGUACAAGCCUGUUGCAUCUGCAGAAAAUUUUCUUUCACAGUUUACAGGACCUCCAAGAAACCAACUUUUCCCACAAGAAUGGUCUCACAUAAUAUGUCAUGGCUAAAGUACCCGAGCCGGAGUGAAGGCCAAAAUAGCAAAGACAUUAUACAUUCCAAUGAUGUAAUAGCCAUGCUUAUGCAUGUCUACAUUGUACUCUUUGUACCAAUUGGUCUAAUAGCUGGGAUCAUUAUUUUAGGCAUCUUAAUCAAGAACUGCAUGCACCGUGCCUUGAAGAAAUUGGACAUCGUGAUUUUUGCUCAUACCAUCAGCAAUAUUGUGCUGAUUUUGCUGUCAUUCACUGUCACCACAAGGCCGGGCUAUCUCAAAGUAUCCUACUUCGAAUGUGGCAUCCUGUCUUUUUUUUUCAACCUGAGUUACUUCAGUUCUCAGUACCUUCGGGUGCUAAUGGUGGUGAGCUUUUCUUUCAGCAGGCACCCACCCCAGAAUGCUUUCAUCAGCAAGGCACAUCAAAACAUACGAGUAUGCAUUGGAUCGGUAUUGAUGUACGCCUUAUGUACUGCCCUGAUAGUAACAGCGAUGCUGGGCACAGUGAAUAACCAUGAAAAAACAGACUGCCAAUUAGAUCCUUUAUUUGCAUGGCCCGAGUAUGAGAUUAUAAAAUUUAGCCUUGGCUUCUGCAUUCCGUCUUUGGCCAAGCUUUUCUUCUUCAUUCUCUUGCUGGUUAAAAAAACCCGGACAGAAAUUGACCCCUCAAGACAAAGUUUUACGCCCUAUUUGACUGUUUUUGUUAUCAGCAUAACCAUGGUUAUAUGUCGCCUGUUUUACAACGUGAUGCUUGUCUACAGGGCCCUUUUGAAGUUAUACAGAAGAACAUUGACAAUUCAAACUGAGUUGACCACAAAUAUUGCAGAAAUCAUGCUGUUUAGUGAAAGCUGUCUCAGCUUAUUGAUCAUACUUUUCCUUCAUAAGCCAUGCAGGUCAGGCUUAUUGCAUAUUGUAAAUAAACUUACAAAAGUCUGCAGGAGACGCGAUGGCAACAAUACCUUUGAAAUACGUGAAUUUCACACUGAAGUUUCAUCUGUGCCUUCGGAAAAUGAAUCGCACUUGAAUUUGGACUAACAAAAUAGCAGUAUUUAAAAAUAGCUAAACAUCUGCUUAAAAGAGGUACCUGAAUGUAUAAAAGGCUUCCUGCCUUAUUUACUCCAGAUGCUGGCUACUUAAGAAGAGGUGUUCUUAGGUGCAAAAAGACAGCUGCGAUUAAAAUAACUGCAGGCUUUGCAAGCGUUGUCAUUACAUGUUGAUCCUUUGCUUUUGUGGGUGAUGUCCAGGCAGCAGAGUGGAGAACAGUGUGGAUCACUUGAUAAAGAGCUUUAAUGAAGAGAAAUGUUGUCUACUUUUUAUUUCUGUCAUGGACUUAUUUUUAUUUU
Messenger RNA from Anolis sagrei ordinatus, 1812 nucleotides. Its product is annotated as G-protein coupled estrogen receptor 1-like. Gene Ontology annotation, cellular component: membrane. The record is from RefSeq and is a predicted model, not a curated record. NCBI's taxonomy places the organism in Eukaryota, Metazoa, Chordata, Lepidosauria, Squamata, Anolidae.